GGCGGAGGAGGGUGUUGUUUGGAGUGAGGGGAAGAGGAUAGGAUAGGAUUAGAUAAGAUGGAUAGAAUAAAGUCUACUGAAGAGAUAUUUGGAGGAAGGUUAUUGCAAGAGGUGGAAGAUAGUGAGGAGAGUUUAGAAUCGGUAUGUUUGUUCAUGUUUGUUCAUUCUCUUUAUUCCUUAUCGAUAACACUUUUGUCUUUUCCUCAUCCUCCCAUCCUCUCAUCCUCUUCCAAACUAUAUAAAUACGUUAACUAAUUUUAUAAUAUUUAAAAGCUCCUAACGACAUUGACAAAUAAACUAACACCCCAUCCUCCAAAAACCCAUAUCCCUUCUCUCGAUGCACUCUGGUCUCAAUCGUAUCAUAACCAACCGAGAUUAUCCGUUUCGGGUAGACAGUUACCGUUAUUGAUUCAUAUUCUGACGAGGCUUCUCAGAGAUGAGGAGGAAGAGCUUGGGAAGUGUGUUGUAUUGAUUGAUGUUAAUGGGAGGUUUUCGCCUUCGUUUUUAGUAUUCGAGGAUAAUGAUGGGGAUGAGGAUGAGGGGGAAAUUAAUGAACAAGUGAGGAAGGAGAUAAAAUUAAAGAGAGACGAUCUUAAACAUCUCCAUGUAUUUCGGCCUUCGACGGAGAAUCUCGAAUGCACUUUAAGAGGGAUCGAGAAGUAUAUGUUGUAUGGAGAGCAUAAUAGUUAUGGGAGGGAAUUUGGAGGGACGAUUUUAUUUGGGUUUGAUGGGAGGGAUGCGGGAGGGAAUGGGUUGAAUGUGAAGGGGAUGGGGAGGCCGGAGGUGGUGAUGGGGUGGAGGGGUGGAGGGGUGGUUGAGGGGGAGAGGAGGAGGAGGUGGAUGAGGAGAUGGAGGAGGAGGAGGAGAGGAGAAGGGAUGGAGGAGGGAUGGUG
This is a messenger RNA of Sclerotinia trifoliorum, 893 nucleotides long. The record is from the annotation of a GenBank genome assembly. NCBI's taxonomy places the organism in Eukaryota, Fungi, Ascomycota, Leotiomycetes, Helotiales, Sclerotiniaceae.